Molecule: messenger RNA, 5811 nt
Organism: Mus pahari (shrew mouse)
Lineage: Eukaryota; Metazoa; Chordata; Mammalia; Rodentia; Muridae
Gene: Pard3
Product: par-3 family cell polarity regulator
Exons: 25
Coding region: 257-4261 (1334 amino acids)
Biological process (GO): establishment of centrosome localization; intracellular protein localization; establishment of cell polarity
Cellular component (GO): adherens junction; apical junction complex; apical plasma membrane
Molecular function (GO): phosphatidylinositol binding; protein binding
Source: RefSeq, a predicted model, not a curated record
ACACGGCCCCGGGCCGCCGCUGAGCGCGCCAAGACGCCGAGACGCCGAACAGGUGGCCGGAGGCUGCAGGCGCCCGGGCGGGGACAGGCGAGGCCAGGCGAAGGCGGCCGGGCUGGACAUGGUAGCCGGGCAGCUCUGUGCGGCCGCCUGCUCGCGCCCCUAGCCGCCGGCGCGCCGGCGCAGCGGCCCCACCGCGCCCUGCGUACAGUCUCCCGGCCCAGCGCCGCUCCGGCCACGGACAGCGAGGGACGGCGGCAUGAAAGUGACCGUGUGCUUCGGGAGGACCCGGGUGGUCGUGCCGUGCGGAGAUGGCCGCAUGAAAGUUUUCAGCCUCAUCCAGCAGGCGGUGACCCGCUACCGGAAGGCCGUGGCCAAGGAUCCAAACUACUGGAUACAGGUACAUCGCUUGGAACAUGGAGACGGAGGGAUUCUAGACCUGGAUGACAUCCUCUGUGACGUUGCUGAUGACAAAGACAGACUGGUAGCAGUGUUUGAUGAGCAGGAUCCCCACCAUGGAGGAGAUGGUACCAGCGCCAGCUCCACGGGAACCCAGAGUCCAGAGCUAUUCGGCAGUGAGCUGGGCACCAACAAUGUUUCUGCUUUUCAGCCUUAUCAAGCCACAAGUGAAAUUGAGGUCACGCCUUCAGUCCUUCGGGCAAAUAUGCCUCUUCAUGUCCGCCGGAGCAGCGAUCCAGCUUUAACUGGCCUUUCCACUUCCAUCAGUGAUAACAACUUUUCCUCAGAGGAGCCCUCCAGGAAAAAUCCCACCCGCUGGUCCACAACAGCUGGCUUUCUCAAGCAGAACACCGCUGGAAGUCCCAAAACCUGUGACAGGAAGAAAGAUGAAAACUACAGGAGCCUUCCACGGGAUCCCAGUAGCUGGUCCAACCAGUUCCAGCGAGACAACGCCCGAUCCUCUCUGAGUGCCAGCCACCCAAUGGUAGACCGUUGGCUGGAGAAGCAAGAACAGGAUGAGGAAGGCACAGAAGAAGACAGCAGCCGAGUGGAGCCGGUUGGACAUGCUGAUACUGGAUUGGAGAACAUGCCCAACUUUUCCCUCGAUGAUAUGGUAAAGCUCGUACAAGUCCCCAACGAUGGAGGGCCCCUGGGAAUCCAUGUAGUGCCUUUCAGUGCUCGAGGCGGCAGAACACUGGGGUUGUUAGUGAAGCGGUUGGAGAAAGGUGGUAAGGCUGAGCAAGAAAACCUUUUCCAUGAGAAUGACUGCAUUGUGAGGAUUAACGAUGGAGAUCUUCGAAACAGAAGAUUUGAGCAAGCACAACAUAUAUUCCGCCAAGCCAUGCGUGCGCGUGUCAUUUGGUUCCACGUGGUCCCUGCAGCAAACAAGGAGCAGUAUGAACAACUCUCCCAACGCGAGAAGAACAACUAUUCCCCAGGCCGCUUCAGCCCUGACAGCCACUGUGUGGCCAACAGGAGUGUGGCCAACAACGCGCCUCAAGCAUUGCCCAGAGCACCCAGACUCAGUCAGCCACCCGAGCAGCUGGAUGCUCACCCCCGACUACCUCAUAGUGCUCAUGCCUCAACCAAACCACCCGCAGCCCCAGCCUUGGCUCCACCCAGUGUGCUUAGUACCAGUGUAGGCAGUGUGUACAACACGAAGAAAGUAGGCAAGAGGCUCAACAUCCAGCUUAAGAAAGGUACAGAAGGACUGGGAUUCAGCAUCACCUCCCGGGAUGUCACCAUAGGUGGCUCAGCUCCCAUUUAUGUCAAGAACAUCCUUCCUCGAGGGGCUGCCAUUCAGGAUGGCAGACUCAAGGCAGGAGACCGGCUAAUAGAGGUCAAUGGAGUAGAUUUAGCAGGCAAAUCCCAGGAGGAAGUUGUUUCCCUGUUGAGAAGCACCAAGAUGGAGGGGACCGUGAGCCUUCUGGUGUUUCGUCAGGAAGAGGCUUUCCACCCAAGGGAAAUGAAUGCUGAACCAAGCCAGAUGCAGACUCCAAAAGAAACGAAAGCUGAAGAUGAGGACGUUGUUCUCACACCCGAUGGUACCAGGGAGUUUCUGACUUUUGAAGUUCCACUGAAUGACUCAGGAUCUGCAGGGCUUGGCGUCAGUGUCAAGGGGAACCGUUCCAAAGAGAACCACGCAGAUUUGGGGAUCUUCGUUAAGUCCAUUAUCAAUGGUGGAGCUGCAUCUAAAGAUGGAAGACUGAGGGUAAAUGAUCAACUGAUAGCUGUGAAUGGAGAGUCUCUUCUGGGCAAAGCCAACCAGGAAGCCAUGGAGACUCUACGGAGGUCCAUGUCCACCGAGGGCAACAAGCGUGGCAUGAUCCAGCUCAUUGUGGCUAGGCGGAUCAGCAGAUGUAACGAGCUGCGGUCCCCUGGGAGCCCUGCUGCACCUGAGCUGCCCAUCGAAACAGAACUGGAUGACCGAGAACGCAGGAUCUCACACUCCCUCUACAGUGGGAUCGAGGGGCUAGAUGAAUCGCCCACCAGGAACGCCGCACUGAGCAGGAUAAUGGGUAAAUGCCAGCUGUCCCCCACGGUGAACAUGCCUCACGAUGACACUGUCAUGAUUGAAGAUGACAGGCUGCCUGUGCUCCUGCCUCACCUCUCUGACCAGUCCUCUUCCAGCUCCCAUGAUGACGUUGGAUUCAUAAUGACAGAAGCAGGCACGUGGGCCAAAGCUACCAUCAGUGACUCAGCCGACUGCUCAUUGAGUCCAGAUGUUGAUCCGGUUCUCGCUUUUCAACGGGAAGGAUUUGGACGCCAGAGUAUGUCAGAAAAACGCACAAAGCAAUUUUCAGAUGCCAGUCAAUUGGAUUUCGUUAAAACACGAAAAUCAAAAAGCAUGGAUUUAGGUAUAGCUGACGAGACUAAACUCAAUACAGUGGAUGACCAGAGAGCAGGCUCCCCCAGUAGAGAUGUGGGACCCUCCUUAGGUCUGAAGAAAUCCAGCUCCUUAGAAAGUCUGCAGACCGCUGUCGCUGAGGUGACGCUGAACGGGAACAUUCCCUUCCACCGCCCACGGCCACGAAUCAUCCGGGGAAGGGGCUGCAAUGAGAGCUUCAGAGCCGCCAUUGACAAGUCCUACGAUAAGCCCAUGGUUGAUGACGAUGACGAAGGCAUGGAGACCCUGGAAGAAGACACAGAGGAAAGCUCGAGGUCAGGGAGGGAGUCGGUGUCCACAUCCAGCGAUCAGCCUUCCUAUUCUCUGGAGAGACAAAUGAAUGGAGACCCAGAGAAAAGGGACAAGACAGAGAGGAAAAAGGACAAAGCCGGAAAGGAUAAGAAGAAAGACCGAGAGAAGGAGAAGGAUAAGCUGAAAGCCAAGAAGGGGAUGCUGAAAGGCUUGGGGGACAUGUUCAGGUUUGGCAAACAUCGAAAAGAUGACAAGAUGGAAAAAAUGAGCCGAAUAAAAAUCCAGGAUUCUUUCACCUCAGAAGAGGACAGGGUGCGGAUGAAGGAAGAACAGGAAAGGAUUCAAGCCAAAACUCGAGAAUUUAGGGAGCGGCAAGCCCGAGAGCGAGACUAUGCCGAGAUCCAAGAUUUCCACCGGACGUUUGGCUGUGAUGACGAGUUGCUGUAUGGGGGCAUGUCAUCCUAUGAAGGCUGCUUGGCUCUCAAUGCCAGACCCCAGAGCCCAAGAGAAGGGCACCUGAUGGACACUUUGUAUGCGCAAGUAAAGAAACCUCGGAGCUCCAAACCUGGAGACAGCAAUCGAUCCACUCCUAGCAACCAUGACCGGAUACAGCGUCUACGGCAAGAGUUCCAGCAAGCCAAACAGGAUGAGGAUGUGGAAGACCGGCGCCGUACAUACAGCUUUGAGCAAUCUUGGUCCAGCUCACGGCCGGCAUCGCAGAGUGGUCGACACUCAGUGUCAGUGGAGGUUCAAGUACAACGGCAGCGCCAGGAGGAGCGAGAGAGCUUCCAGCAGGCCCAGCGCCAGUACAGUUCACUGCCAAGACAAAGCAGGAAGAAUGCCAGCUCCAUAUCACAGGAUUCCUGGGAACAGAACUACGCCCCUGGCGAAGGCUUCCAGAGUGCCAAGGAGAACCCCAGGUACUCCAGUUACCAGGGCUCCAGGAACGGCUAUCUAGGCGGGCACGGCUUCAAUGCCAGGGUCAUGCUGGAGACCCAGGAGCUUCUCCGACAGGAGCAGAGGCGGAAAGAGCAGCAGCUGAAGAAGCAGCCACCAGCUGAUGGAGUCAGAGGGCCCUUCCGGCAAGAUGUACCCCCUUCUCCAUCUCAGGUGGCUAGGCUGAACAGACUGCAGACACCGGAGAAAGGGCGGCCCUUCUACUCCUGAGCUCAAAGGAGGAUGGCAGCAUUUUGUGUCAUGCAAUAAAGGACAUUUCCCCGUGAAGACUUGCGCUCUUGGAGUUUUUAAAAAAAACUUCGGUGGUACUACAGAACACUUCUGUCGCUGGUAUCAGUGCCUUUAAGCAGCAUGAGCAAAGAAAUGGAAGGCCUUAAUGUCUUUGCCACUGCGUCUAUCUCGUGGAAGGACCCCACCCCCACCCCCACCCGACCCCAAUCUCAAGUUCAAGGCAUCAACUACCUGCUUCUCUGCAGUACCGGAAACUUCAGAUCCAUGCCUAAGAUGCCUACGGACUUCACAGCUUCAUCUUAGAGGGUGACCCCACCCCCACCCCCCAGACUGCAGAUGUUACUGACACCCACUCCCCCCGGAAGUGACGUCUCAGUCUCUGGUAGACAGACGUGAUUGCGGCGUGCAGCAGAACCAGAGCUUGCCAGAACUUUGCAGCAGGGUUACCCGCUGUUCUCCCACUCGAUCUGAGGGUUCCCUUUCUUUCCUCAGAUCCUCGGAGCAUGAAGGCACUAGGGUGGUAGUGAAGAAGCUAAGCCAAACGCCAGCUGUUUGGUUGUGAUGGGGUGGGGGGUACUUUCCAACUGCCUUAUAACUCCACUACCCAUAUCAACAAUGAUUCUAGUCUGCGUUUAUAAAUACACGUGUUCAGUCCCGUUCAUGACACCUAGGAACAAGGGACAUGGGAGUGGCCCACGUGCAUUGCACCCUGAGGAAGGAGAUAGGAACUGAGGGAAGAUCCUCUGGAGGCGUUUAGGCCAGGCUAUCCUGUCCUUGUUUUACUUCAUUUGUGUCGCAGUAGGUUGGCAAGGAAGGCACAGAGUGGGACAAGGAAAAAAAGUCAGUCACCUUGGAUUCUGAGAAUCAAUCUCAAUACAGCUUUUGAGAUUGGAGUCAGUAUUUGUCUCCUAUUCCCUCUACUGUGUCCCUUCCUGACGAGGCCACAUUACUAAGUAAUUCUGCCGUUUAUCAUAAAGACAAAUAAAAGAAGAGCCACCCCACUUGAGAACAUUUUGAUGCCCCUCUGAGCAACAGGAGUCACAUUUUCGUGCAUGCCUGUGUCCUGAGGCCCUCCUCAUGUUCCCGCUGUUCAUCUGUAGGUCUGAACAUCCUGUAUUGUAAGCCAAGGCUGGGUUGCUAAAGUGCCUGCGAUUCUCGAUAUGACAAAAAACAAAAAACCUUGAGCAAAAAGCUCAGAGUACCAUGUAUUAACAAAAAAAGAAAGAAAGAAAAAAAAAGAUGUGUAUUGAUAUGCCUAUUUUUUUUUUUUUACUGGCACAUUGUAUUUUUUGUGUAGACUUGUUUUUAGAAAAUAAUGCGCAGUGACCACAGGCGCCGUGUCUCCCUGCAUCUGUGUGUAAUGGCUUUAUCUGUUAAUGACUUUCAGUGGUGUUUAAGUGGUGUUUCCAGUGUAAGUAAGCGUGGUGACCUUGGACAGCAGUGGCUUCCUCUCAGCCUCCCCUAAGCUGUGAGGGACAGCUGUCCCUGUACAUAUAAGACUUCUAAUAAAAGACAUAUUUCUUCCUGUU